AUGGGAGAGACCGAGACUCGCCAGAGGCUGCUGCGCAGCGUAAAAAAAGAGGUGAAGCAGAUAAUGGAGGAAGCAGUGACCCGCAAGUUUGUGCACGAGGACAGUAGUCACAUCAUUUCAUUCUGUGCGGUGGUGGAAGCGUGUGUGUUGCACGGAUUGAGGCGGAGAGCCGCUGGCUUUCUGCGCAGCAACAAGCUGGCCGCCCUCUUUGUGAAGGUGGGGAAGGUGCUCGCUCCAGCCGAGGAUCUGUGCCGGAAGGUCCAGGAAGUGGAGCAAAUCAUGGAGAGCAAACAAAACCAGGCUCGACUGAACCAAGACAGCAACCAGAAGAUGUCCAAACUGCCCAACCUGUCACCCCAGGCCAUCAAACAUUUGUGGAUUCGUACUGCCCUCACAGAGAAGGUUUUAGACAAGAUUGUGCUUUAUCUGGUGGAGAACAGCAGCAAAUUCUAUGAGAGGGAAGCUUUACUGCGAGACCCAGUGGAUGGACCAAUUCUUGCUUCAUUGUUAGUGGGGCCCUGUGCUCUGGAGUAUACCAAGGCCAAGACGGCCAAUCACUUCUGGACAGAUCCAUCAGCAGAUGAGCUGGUGCAGAGGCAUCGUAUCCACAGUGGGCAUUGCCGACAGGACUCCCCCACCAAACGCCCCGCUCUGAUCACAAAAAGACAGUCGAGUGGCAGCAUGGACGACCGGCCCACCUUCUGGGCAAGGGACUAUGUGGAAUCCCUCCACCAGAACUCCCGGGCCACAUUACUCUUCGGCAAAAACAAUGUUCUGGUGCAGCCGACGGAUGACAUGGAGGCUAUCCCAGGGUACCUCUCUUUGCACCAGACAGCUGACCUGAUGACCCUAAAGUGGACCCCAAACCAACUGAUGAAUGGAAACAUGGGGGACCUUGACUAUGAGAAAAGUGUAUACUGGGAUUAUGCAAUGACUAUCCGUCUUGAAGAAAUAGUCUAUCUGCACUGCCACCAACAAGUGGACAGUGGAGGCACAGUGGUCCUGGUCAGUCAGGACGGGAUCCAGAGACCUCCUCUGCGUUUCCCUCGGGGGGGUCACCUGCUGCAGUUCCUUACCUGUCUGGAGAAUGGACUCCUCCCACAUGGACAGCUGGACCCACCGCUGUGGUCUCAGAGGGGAAAGGGCAAAGUGUUCCCUAAGCUCCGCAGAAGAAGCCCACAUGGUUCCUGUGAGUCGGUCUCAGACAAAGAAGAAGACGAAGCCACCGACUAUGUCUUCCGGAUCUUGCUACCUUCCACCCAGUCUGACUUUGUUGCACCUGAGCUCAUUGAUCAAGCCAUGAGCCUGUGGCAACCAUCACCACGGAAAUCCUCCUGCUCGUCCUGUUCCCAGAAUGGUUCCUCAGAUGGGGGUCUCCCUGAUGGCUGUAACCAUGACAGGCCAGUGGCUCCUUUGAAAUUACUCUGCGAGACCAUGAAGUAUCAGAUCAUUUCCCGUGCUUUCUAUGGCUGGUUAGCCUACUGCCGUCACUUAUCCACGGUGCGCACACACCUGUCGGCCCUGAUAAACCCCUCCAUCAUCGAGCACGAUUUCCCCACUGAUGCCAAAGGCGGUCUCAGUUUGGACGUGUGGAACGCCUUCCUACAGGACUCCUCUGUGUAUGAAGAGCUGGAGAUUCUGCGUCUGGUCUACUAUGGAGGGGUGGAGCCAAGCAUACGCAAGGAAGUCUGGCCUUUCCUGCUGGGCCACUAUACUUUCACCAUGACCUCAGAGGAGAGGAAGGAGGUGGACGAGCAGGUGCGAGCCAGCUAUGAGCAGACGAUGAGUGAGUGGCUGGGCUGCGAGGCCAUCGUGAAGCAGCGUGAGAAGGAGCAGCAUGCCGCCGCCUUGGCUCGCUGCACCUCGGAGACGGGAGGGGAGCGAGGCCCACGCCACGACUCCACCGUCAGCUCAGACUCAUCUCAGAGCAGCAGCACCUCAGAGAGACAGAGCCACGCCUCCUCUCACAGCGACUCUAACAGCAGCGCACAGGUGUUUGGUUCGGUUGAUGAAGAGGAUCAACCUGAACUGGAGGCCAAGCCUGAGGACCAAAAACCUGUGCCCAAGCUCUCAAAUGGGACUCUGGCCAACGGUACCAGCUCACCGGACUCGGGCCAUCCGUCGUCUCGUAACUUCUCCACCACGUCGGGUCUCUCCGACUGCUCCCCCAGCACCGACGAGGCCUCCGCCCACGACUCAGGGGCCAGAGCCGGGGUGUCUCAGACUCCCACGAAAAAGAGCCAGCCAGAGCCAGCUGCAGAGGGAGCUCCUGUUAGCGUAGCUGAUUCCCCGCCCAAAGCGCCGGCACCAGAGAGCGAGCUCACGAAACCCCAUCCUGUAGAACAGGAGGUGAAGGCGCCGGAAAAAGAGAAAACCGAAGUGGUCUCAGAAGAGGGAGCUGCAGGAUGCGUUUCAGUCAAAGAAGACGCUGAAGGCGUCCUGGAAAGUGAGCCUGCAGCACCAGUGGUGUCAGAGAAGGAGUUGGAAAUGCUCUGUGAAAAAAUGGUCUCAGAAGAGAAAGCCAAAGAGGUCUCAGAGGAAGCCUCAGGGAGCGAUUCACUCAAAGAAGGCACAGGCAUCCUGGAGGGUGAACCUGCAGCACUGGUGGCGUCAGAGGAGGAUAACACAGCCCCAGCUAUGGAGUCAGAUUCGGGUGUGGCGUUAGAAGGCAGCUUACUCGAGAGUGAAGUGCCGCUUUCAGAGACUGACCCAAAACAGCAAGGCGCGAAGGGUCCCGAAGAGAAGGGGGAUUCAGAGAAGAAAGGAGAGAGUGGUCCUCAAGAAACAGUAGCUGAAGCUGAAGCUGGGAAAGAGACCACCGACACUCAAGAGACUCAGGAUCCUGAGACAGAGGAGGAAAAAGUCCUAAGUAGGUUAGAAGAGAAACCUGACUCCGCACAGGAGAGCACAUCAAAUCCAGAACAAAACGAGAAGACAGAGUCAAGCGCUGUAAAGACACCGGAAACAGCUGACAAGAAAUCCCCAGAAAUGGAAAAGACACCUGAAGGCACGGUAAAGACACCGGAAACAGCUGACAAGAAAUCCCCAGAAAUGGAAAAGACACCUGAAGGCACAGUAAAGACACCGGAAACAGCUGACAAGAAAUCCCCAGAAAUGGAAAAGACACCUGAAGGCACGGUUAAGACACCGGAAACAGCUGACAAGAAAUCCCCAGAAACGGAAAAGGCAACUGAAGGCGCGGUAAAGACACCGGAAACAGCUGACAAGAAAUCCCCAGAAAUGGAAAAAACACCUGAUAGCACGGUAAAGACACCUGAAACAGCUGACAAGAAAUCCCCAGAAAUGGAAAAGACACCUGAAGGCGCGGUAAAGACACCGGAAACAGCUGACAAGAAAUCCCCAGAAAUGGAAAAGACACCUAAAGGCACAGUAAAAACACCGGAAACAGCUGACAAGAAAUCCCCAGAAAUGGAAAAAACACCUGAUAGCACGGUAAAGACACCUGAAACAGCUGACAAGAAAUCCCCAGAAAUGGAAAAGACACCUGAAGGCGCGGUAAAGACACCGGAAACAGCUGACAAGAAAUCCCCAGAAACGGAAAAGACACCUGAUAGCACACAAUGUACUGAAGGGCCGAUUCCAAAGUCUGAGAGUUUGAACAAGGUACAUGCUGAAAUUCUCUCUGAAGAUGCUGCUGACGCACCCAAAGACAAGAAUGGGAAUCCUGGAACAGACCAUAUCACAAGUACAGUGGCAAAUGAUCCUCCGAAGACAGAAGAAUCUGAAGAUCAUCAAAAGGAAGAUCCCAAAGCCGUUGAACCACAAAUCAGUGGAGCCCUUAAACCAGAAGAGCCUGCAAUCUCGGCAGAGGCUGAAGAGUCAUCGCCAUCAAAAGGCAUUAGUUCAUCUGAUGCCCCCGAGAACACAGGUCAGUCAGUAAAUGAAUCGAAACAAGCCAAGUCAACACCAACAAAAGAGGUCAACUCCUCUGUAACAGAUGAGAACGCUGCUCAGUCAGUUACUGAAUCAAAACAAGAAGAACCAUCACAAUCAAAUAAGGUCGAGUCUUCUGAAACACUCCAGAAUGCUGCUCAGACAGAAUCUCAUUCAAAAGAAGCAGAGCCCUCAUCAGUAGAAGGGGCCAUCUCAUCAGACCCAGCUGAGAGCAUUGUGCCACUGGGUACUGAAUCAAAGCCAGAGCUUUCCCCAACAAAAGAGCUUCUCUCAUCAGAGGCGACUCGAGGCUCUGAGGCAGAGGACAUCAACGCUCCAGGGAUGGAGGAGAUAACGGUCUCUGACUCAGACCACGUUAAAGCCUCUCAGUUGGAGCUCAAUUGGGUGCUGGAGAGGAGAGACUCCAACACCGAGUCCGAAGGCUGCGUCUCCGCUCCACCCCUCCUCACGCAGCAGUCCUCCACCCUCGACAUGGCCGACUCGGACGACUCCCCCUCCGCCCUCGAAAUGGAGGACAUCCCUACCGCGUUAAUCUGCAUGUCGACCGAAGACCACUGGGGAAGGCAGCCCCUCAUCCUGGAUGCCCCCUCGGCCCUGCGCACCCCCAGAGAGCCUGGUGUGGACUUGCCCAUCCUGGAGCUCCGUUUGGAAGUGGGCCCCAACACGAGCCCUGAGGCCACAGAGUCCAUCCUGUCGGAGGAGGACCCUGACAUGGAUAGCCUCUUCCCAAAGGCGGAUUCCCUAGCAGUGAGAGGGGAGCUGAAGAAUGAGUUGGCCUCCCCUGUGUCCUCCAUCGGUACAACUUACUCUCAAGAGCUGUUGGAUAUGUACAUGCUGAACCUUCACCGCAUUGAAAAGGAUGUUCACAGGUGCGACAGGAACUACUGGUAUUUCACCACGGCCAACUUGGAAAAACUGCGCAACAUCAUGUGCAGCUAUGUGUGGCAGCACCUGGAGAUAGGCUACGUCCAGGGAAUGUGCGAUCUACUAGCACCUCUGCUGGUUAUCUUGGAUGACGAGGCCAUGGCCUUCAGCUGCUUCACGGAACUCAUGAAGAGAAUGAACCAAAACUUCCCUCAUGGGGGAGCCAUGGACUCACACUUUGCUAACAUGCGCUCACUCAUCCAGAUCUUAGACUCUGAGCUCUUUGAGUUGAUGCAGCAGAACGGAGACUACACCCACUUCUACUUCUGCUACCGCUGGUUUCUGCUCGACUUUAAGAGGGAAAUGGUGUAUGAUGACGUGUUCUCUGCUUGGGAGACCAUCUGGGCAGCACGGUCCGUCUCCUCCAGCCACUUUGUCCUCUUCAUCGCGCUUGCGCUCGUGGAGCACUACCGGGACAUCAUCCUGGAGAACAACAUGGACUUCACCGAGAUCAUCAAAUUUUUCAAUGAAAUGGCGGAGCGGCACGAUGUCCCACAGGUUCUGGUCAAGGCUCGGGAGUUGGUCCACAAAGUUCAGACGCUUAUUGAGAACAAGUAGGCGAGAUCCACCAUUGUGUCUUCCAGUCUAAUCAUGCCAUUCCUAUUGUGCUGCCAGGUCCUGUUGCAAAGAGAGUAUGUGGAGACGAAUAAGUAAUCAGGGCCAAAUCAACAUUCAUGUACACAUUGGCCAACACCCCUCUGUAAUGAUGUAAUUGUAUUCCCAUAUAUGUAAAGAACCGGAUCAUCAUGCUUAGUAGAACACAGAGGGUGUAAUAUAAGAUUUGCACAGCAGAGUUCAGUUGCAUGCUGGAACAUCAUGCUUGUUAUAAUCUGGAAUUUAUUAGCGUUCCUUCGAUUUAUGGAUACUUAUUAAAAAUGGAAAUAGGAAACGUACGGUUUUGAGAGUGACUUGAAUUUAGUGACUUGUUAAACAGUAGUUUAUCAUUUAGACAUAUUGUGGGGCCAUAUGUGAGGUCAUAAUAUCAUAAUAUCAUAAUAAUUAACAAAGUUAGCAACAGAGACACUUUCCCGAGCUAUGAAAGCCAUAAUAGAUAUUCACACUUGGAUGUACACAUGGAUAUAUUUUUUUAGCUUCUUUAAAGACAGUAUUGCUCAUAUAUUACCAAUCUUAUUUAAAACUAUAAUGGAAAGACUGAUAUCAACUUGGUCAUUCCUAAGCACAAACUGUAAUAGCCAGAUCAAUGCAUAAUUUUAAGAACUGAGAAUAUCACAGAGGCACAGAACCUUAAAAGUGUCCUAGAGUAGAUUUGUAGUGCCAUAAGGCUGAAACCAUCAUUAUAGUAACUAUUUCACUCAAUUUAAAUUAAAAAAGUUAAUUAAUCUUGCCCCAAUUCCAUAGUUGGCCACUCCUGGCCACCCAUGUUCUCAGUAUACCAAUCCAUUCCCUCCGAAUACAGAUGUUUGCACAUGGAUAGUUCAAUUUAGAGACAGACUGCAGAAUCUAUGGGAACUAUACAUGAACUGAGUGAACAAAUACGAGGGGUGGUCAAUAUUUUUCUCUUCAGUCAAGUGACCUCAGGAUGGCUCUGGACCUGGGCACAGAGCCUUAAGUGAACACCUUGAGGAAGCUACUUUGGCUGUUUUAAAAAAAAAUCUGGUCAGAUGAGGUCUGGGUUUUCAGUAAGGAGUGUUAUGUCAGCUUAUUUCAUCCAUGCAUUCAGUUUUGUGAAAGAAUUAUUCAAUGGAGCUGUUUACCACGAUACUGGUUAUAAUCAAUGUGCCUCAAUAUAUAGCAGAUGACUUACCAUGAGAUGUUAAAAAAUGACACAUCAAAGCCAAAUCGAAAGCCAAAUGUAACACAUCAUUGUUUUAUACAUUCUUGUUUUAGCCUCUUGUUUUUAAAUAAUGCAACUGUCGUAUGUGUCAAUGAAUAGAAACGCUACCAACUGCACAAACAUAGUGUUUCUGUGUGUAAAUAACCCCUGAUCUUCAUUCAGGUAUGAAUCAAUGAAGGCAGAAAAAAAAUCUCUUUGCACAUACUGUUGUAACUUUGGCCUUAGGUUACUGUACUCUCCUCUGUUCAGGGAUUUGUCAGUGAUUAUCUUUCAUGUCGACUACUGCUACAUCAUUCUCUUGCAAUGUGUGAUUGAGGUGUUUGUGGUUAUGUGAUUUAAUGGAGACUCUGCUAGCUGAUUUUGAAACCUACCGAGAAGUCAUGUUUGCUUCUAACCUGGCUGACACCAGACCAAUUCUCAAAUCUUAACUGACAUUGGGAAUGGGUCUUGGGACCCUUCAUUCAUUUCCGAUUUUCAAGGGGCAUUACCAGAGGUGAAAUUAAACUUAAAUUGGUACAUUAAACUCUUACCAAAUCUUUGUGGAAGUACAGCAAACACAUCUUUCUUGUAAAAUAAAGUUUUUAAGUAGUCUGAAUUCCAAUUUCAAGUGUGUGCAUUUCAUUUAACACUGCCCAUCAGGGCAGCCAUUGGUUUUCUUGAACAGAGCUGCUAACUGUACUUCUCUGUCUGUCAUCACAUAAAGCCCGCCCCAUGCCGGAUAAGCAGUUGUAAUUGGUCCCUGGGUUUUUUGGUGAUUCAGAAAUCAGCUUGAAUGGGAUGGGCCUGCAGGUCUGUCUGCGUUCAUCCAGGCUAGUUUCCUUCAGACUUCUUUUUAAAAUGUGUUCAUCAUUCCUAUCAGGACGCUUUGUGAUUGUUGGAUUCCGUUUAAACUCCCCUGGAAAACCGGUGUCUUUGUUUAAAAGUGCCAGUGUUUCAAACACUAAUCUUUUGUCUUCAGUAUAGUUCACUCACACCCAAUCUGAGAAUUAUUGAUGUAUGUUGCUGCUGUUGAGCAUUACACUGUAUAACGAGACAUUUAAUGUAAAACGCAUAUAUGAUAUAACAAAGUCAGUGUUAAAAAUGAUCAAUUGAAAAUAAUCAAAUAAAUAUAUAGGUGUACAUACAUCAGUAAGCGAAGAAAAAAGUAAACCUUUAUAUUUUUAUUGUACUGUGACUACAUUGUGAAACUGAUGUGUUGUGAAUUAUUUAUCAAUCUGUAAUAAAUAUCUGUAAAAGUGUA
Molecule: messenger RNA, 7874 nt
Organism: Sardina pilchardus (European sardine)
Lineage: Eukaryota; Metazoa; Chordata; Actinopteri; Clupeiformes; Clupeidae
Gene: sgsm1b
Product: small G protein signaling modulator 1b
Exons: 25
Coding region: 1-5397 (1798 amino acids)
Biological process (GO): activation of GTPase activity
Molecular function (GO): GTPase activator activity
Source: RefSeq, a predicted model, not a curated record